AUGACCAUCCAGACGCUGCAGCCACCAGCCGUCGACACCAUCCCACGGAGCCCAUCUGCCACAUCAGUAGCCUCUUCCUCAUCUACAUCAACCAGCAGCUGCAAAACAGAAGAACAAUCAUCACCAGUGUCGCCCACUUUCAGUCCACGUUCAUCGCCCAUGAUCCGUCUCUUCAAAAGGUUCAAAAGGAGGGACGGAACGCUGCCAUUCAAGCUUGAUGACGAUGUAUCUGCUGACGCGGUGGCGUCUGAGUGCAAGGAUCAGCAUGAAUCCGUGCUGCGGGAGACGAUGUUUGUUCAUGGUGGUGAUGAGUGUCGGGGAGUUAGUGAGGUUACGACGAGCUCGGGUAGUGUAGUGGCUGUUGAGCAGAUGUAUGUGCAGGCUGAGGCGUGUCUGUUUGGACGAGGGUGUGAGAAAGAUGAGGUGCAUGCUGUGGAACUCGUUAGGGAGAUUUUGAGUGUUGAUGAAGCACAUGUGCAAGCUCAGGCACUCCUGGGCUUCUGUCACGAAUUCGGUCUAGGCACACACCAAGACUUUGCAUCCGCCGAACGCUACUACCUCUGUGCCGCACUAGACAACAACGCAUUUGCACAAUCCCGUCUGGCCUUUCUCAAACGAUACGGUCGCCCAGGGAUCAAAAUCGAUAGACUAGAAGCCGAAACAUGGACGAAACGCGUCAACGAGCACGGCGCCACCGCGCUAGACUGGAUUCGCCAUAUUGCAGAUACAGACGAUAUCGCAUCUGCACAGUACGCUGUAGGUGUAUGCUACCAUGAUGGUGUGGGUGUGGAGAAAUCGCCUGCGAUUGCCUUCCAAUACUAUUUGAGGAGUGCGGGUGCUGGUGAGCCGAGGAGUAUGGGAAUUUUGGGAUAUUGUUAUGGAGAAGGGUUUGGAGUCGGUAAAGAUGAGAGGACUGCUUUUGCGCUGUAUUUGAAGGCUGCGAAUCUAGGGGAGAGUGUGUCAAUGUAUAAUACGGCGCAUUGCUACGAAGAGGGGCUGGGUGUUACGAAGGAUCUCAAAGAGGCGUUAAGAUGGUACAGACAAUCUGCCGCACUAGGAAACUGCUACGCCCAAAACUCCCUGGGCUACAUGUACGAAGAAGGUCUCGGCGUCGACCGCGACGAAGUCCAAUCCGUCCGACACUACAAACAAUCAGCAGAACAAGGAUAUGCGUGGGCAGCAUGUAAUCUUGGAUUCUGUCUACAGAAUGGCCUCGGUAUUGAAAAGAAUGAAGAGCUGGGCGCGUACUGGUACCAACAGGCUGCCGUGCAGGGGCAUUCGAGGGCAAUGCAUAACCUUGGACAUGCAUACCAAUACGGAAUCGGCGUUCUUAAAGACGAGAAGAUGGCUGUUGAGUGGUAUCGACGCAGUGCAGCUACACGUAACGCAUUCGCGUUGCAUUCGCUUGGGUAUUGCUACCAGUAUGGUAUUGGCUGUGAACCAGACGACGCAGUCGCCGUCCGCCUCUACCACGAAUCAGCACUACUAGGCCACGCACCAGCUCAACUAUCACUAGGCUGCUGCUACCGUAAUGCAGUUGGAGUUCCCAAAGACGAACAGGUGGCGUUUCGAUGGAUUCGGUUGAGUGCACUGGGCGGUAAUGAUUUGGCGCAGAAUACACUGGGGCAUUUAUAUGAAGAUGGAAUUGGAAUCAAAAAAGACAUUCGUAAAGCAGUUCAUUGGUAUAAUUUGAGUGCCGCGCAAGGAAAUGUGUGGGCUCUUACUAAUCUGUCGAUUCUACACGCCGAAGGCCGGGGCGUCCGCCAAAAUCUUCAAGAAUGUGUGCGGCUCCUUCGUCUUGCCUCAGACGCAAAUCACUCGCGAGCCCAGCUACGUCUAGCACACAUGCUCCUUGCAGGCAAAGGCUGCCAAAUGGACGCUUCAGAAGCCGUGCAUCUCCUCGAACGAGCUGCUCGUGCUGGCUCAGUAUCUGCAGCACUGCUAUUAGGCCAAUGCUGUGAAAAGGGUGAAGGGAUGCCACAUGGUAUGCCGGAUGUUGAAAAGAGUAUCCAGUAUUACGAGUUGGCUGCUAGUUGGGGAGAGACGAGAGCUGCUGAGCGGUUGAUUGUGCUGUUGAGUUCGCAUGGUGGAGAGUUUAUGGAUGUGUUUGGUGAUCAUGUUGCUCCUGCUGCUUAG
This is a messenger RNA of Synchytrium microbalum, 2136 nucleotides long. RefSeq lists its product as uncharacterized. Lineage: Eukaryota; Fungi; Chytridiomycota; Chytridiomycetes; Synchytriales; Synchytriaceae. Gene Ontology annotation, molecular function: protein binding. Bases 1 to 2136 code for a protein of 711 amino acids. The transcript is spliced from 7 exons. The record is from RefSeq and is a predicted model, not a curated record.